This is a messenger RNA of Coregonus clupeaformis (lake whitefish), 2233 nucleotides long. RefSeq names its product early growth response protein 4-like. The coding region runs from base 215 to 1564 and encodes 449 amino acids. Gene Ontology annotation, molecular function: DNA-binding transcription factor activity, RNA polymerase II-specific; RNA polymerase II cis-regulatory region sequence-specific DNA binding. Lineage: Eukaryota; Metazoa; Chordata; Actinopteri; Salmoniformes; Salmonidae. The transcript has 2 exons. The record is from RefSeq and is a predicted model, not a curated record. Gene Ontology annotation, biological process: regulation of transcription by RNA polymerase II.
ACAGCAACCAUACAGCGGAGGACUUAUCUUCACCACUCCUCACCACUUCAAGGGAAUCCCCACAUUUAAUUGAAUACUAAUUUGAUUAUCUGUUUGUAGAUUGAUCAAUCACUUAAUUGAUUGGUCGGUUAAUUACCUCUGGACCUGCUCUUAAUAACGGAAAUUAGCAACGUUUUCCCUCUCGUUUUACCGAGACCUUACCGGAUCCGUUAACAUGCUGUUCACAGAAGAAGAUAUCUUCAUGUCAGAGUUUGAGGACGCUUGCAGCGCCUGGGUGGACAGUGUCAGCUCAAGCAGUGACGGUACAGACUCUGAUAUCGGAUCUCCCGCACAACAAGGUUGUGUGCUAUCCCCGGGGACCGACGGGUCUGACUCGGAUUUCUUCUCCGACCUGAAUGACUGUUCCUCAGACAGCCUGUCCCCUCUUGCCUACACCGGGAGCUUCUACAUGGAGCCGUUACCGGGGACGGUACCACCCUGCAGCACAGAAGCCCUGCUCAACAUGAUCACGGAGAUAGUUGGGAUCUGCACGGUGGAGGACCAGGCAACCAGCGGGAUUCCCUCUGCCUCCCUCCCCGCCUCUGCCUUACCCUGCUCGGCCAUGAGCGUUGCCUCUCCCCUGCUUUCCUCUCCCUCCGUGGAGUCUGCCCUACCCUCCAGCGGCUACUGCAGCCAGGCUCUGACCGAGAUUCCUUCUCCUUCCGCCGGGGUGGACAUCAUUCAGACUCCCCCCGCUGCCCCUGUGGUGGUCAAGAACGAGUUCAACAGCAACUGCCACGGCUGCGACAACGACCACUUCUCCCACUCCGGUCAGGAUGCCUUCCCCCCGGGCAGCUUGGAGCAGCUGUUCCCGCUGUCUGGUCUGUCUCUGGAUCACCAGGUGGACGUAAAGGAACUGCUGGACUCUCUGCUACUGACUGACGUUAAGACAGAGCGUGACAUCAAACAGGAGCCGUGCCAAAUGGGAGACUGGGCUCAGAAUUACCCUGUACCUGUUAACGGGAGCUAUGUCAACAACAGCUUCCUGGUCAAACCGGAGCCUCUGGAGUUCCAGACUGGGGCCUCAGGGCAGCAGCAGCUGGGCGCUUGCAGUGACCUGGCCGCCUUCACCUCAUCUCUGUCCUCCUCCUCCCUGGAUGCCUUCCUCUCCUCCCUGCUGCCCGGCGUGUUCCCGAGGAGUAGGGGCGUGCACGCCACCACAGGAGGGAGUAAAGCAAUGGCCCGCUCUAGUACCGGGGCCGUGAAGGUGAAACCGUUCCCGUGUCCAAUAACUGGCUGUGAGAGGCGUUUCUCGCGCUCAGACGAGCUCAACCGCCACGUGCGCAUUCACACGGGCCACAAGCCGUUCCAGUGCGCAAUCUGCCUGCGCAGCUUCAGCAGGAGCGACCACCUGACCACGCACACGCGCACGCACACUGGGGAGAAACCUUUCUCGUGCGAGGUGUGCGGGAAGCGGUUCGCGCGCAGCGACGAGAGGAAGAGGCACGGGCGCGUGCACGUGAAGCAGCAGCUGAAAGCUCAGAUGAUGGCGGCCUAUAACCUGGCCUUCCCCGGCGGAGUCUGAACGCAACUCUAAAGCUGGCCUCACGGCGCUGAGUUUAAACCUGCUCUUUAGAAGGCUUCGGUUGUUCUCCUGGCUUUGGUUGGUUCCUGUCAUGCCUGAUAACGUUGGCUGUUGGCCCGGUUCAGUUGGGAGGGUUGACUUCAAAACGGCCAUCGGUUGAAAAGUGGUGGAAAAGUUUCAACGGGAGAAAGAAAAUAAUGUGGUCUUGUCGGUUGGAACAUGGAACUAUUUUAGAACGUCUGAACGUUCUCUUUGACAUGGAACAUGGAACUAUUUUAGAACGUCUGAACGUUCUCUUUGACAUUCUAUCUAGCUGCGUGACUGUAGGCUAUCUGUUGUGUAAAUAGACAGAAAACCUUCUCUACGAGAGGAUGAGUUGGUUUCAGCACCUCUGUGAGUGGACAGCUCCUUGUCUAUCUGUCCGCGCAGACUGAAACAUACAGCCCUUGUUUUGUCACUCGACAGUUCUGAUUGUAAACUGGUACAGUUUUCAGAGGUUUUGUGCAACAUUGCAUGAUAUCGUUUUACAUUGAUGUGUUAAUGUGUAUCUUAUUAUACACAUCUCUAAUGUAGGAGUUGGAAUGUCACUUUUCUCUGUGUUGAAUCACAUUUCUAGCCUUGAUAUUUACUAUAUAGGCCUAUAUUUUAUCAUUCAAUAUAUAUAUUUGA